Salvia miltiorrhiza (redroot sage) is the source of this 2536-nucleotide messenger RNA. RefSeq lists its product as uncharacterized. The transcript has 6 exons. Bases 484 to 2106 code for a protein of 540 amino acids. The record is from RefSeq and is a predicted model, not a curated record. NCBI's taxonomy places the organism in Eukaryota, Viridiplantae, Streptophyta, Magnoliopsida, Lamiales, Lamiaceae.
UACCGUUACACUGCUUGAGUGGCUGUCAGUUGUCACUCUCUCUCUCUCUCACACACACACACACACCCCUUAAAACAACAUCAAUUUUUAAAAACGAAACACACUGAUAUGCACUUUCUCUCUCACGCACAGAGACAAUCACAAGAAUCCGACGACAGAAUAUUUGAAUACAGAAGAAAACGCAGAGAAGAUUCAGUCUCCAUCUUCUGUCCUUCAUUUUCCUGCUUGAACUCUGUGAAAAUGAGAAUAUGAAAAAAAUCUUAGGAUCAAUCAAUUGAUUGCAUCGCCUACAGUCGUCCACGGCGUUAACGCGAAAUCACCGGCCGUCGAUUCGACGCCGGGAGAUGACCAUUGCGACGCCUUCACGUCCAGAUACAUUCGCUCCUCCUCGAUUCCUGAUUUACUUCCACAAUCGCAUUGCAUGCGGACUUACCUGAGCAUCUCCCCGAUUCGAUUGAGGAUUCUUCAAUUUUUGAGUCGAAAAUGGCGAUGAAGGGCGGUUGGUGGCUGGAGAAAUUGAGGAGGGGCGUGCGGACGGCGUAUUUCGUGGUGGUGAUGGUGGCGUCUCUGCUGGCGGUGUCGCUGCCGCUGGUGGUGUCCGUUUGCGACGCCGUUCUGCCUUGUUUGCUGAUUCCGAGCUUCACGUGCGUCGGAUGUGUUAGUAUUAAGGAGCAUUUGCAGAGAUAUGCGUUCAGGAGCUCGCUUGUGGAUAUUCCUGUUGUUUCCAUUGUCAGAUCUCUCAUCAUCCUGUGUGCAUAUUCCAUUUGCGAUUUACAGGCAUUGUCGCACGGGUCCUAUCUAGGCACUGUAACAUUCUGCUCGUUCAUUUCGAUACUGCUUCUUUCCUUCAAGGCUUGUGUUUUCACUAUCAAUUCUCAAUUUGAGCAAGAAUCUUCUCUUUCAAGAAAGAGGCUCCAUCUGAAGAAGUCCUGGGGAAUGCCCGUCUUGUUUCUCUCUUCUGUAGUAUUUGCUCUGGGACACAUUGUUGUUGCCUAUCAUACAAGCUGCAAAGCUAGGAGGAAACUUAUGUUCCACCGUGGUGAUCUAGAAGCAGUCCUUUCUUGCAAAAUGAUUUUCUCCACAUAUCAGAAAGUUCCACGCUCUCCCACACCAUCGGCUGGGAAAUCUUUCAGAAGUGAUGUUGAAACGAGGAGAAAAGCACCAGGCUCUGUUCGUGAUAAAGGGCAACUUCCAGUUAGUUUACUUGCUGAUGUAGACAGCUUAUUCAUUUCUUGUCAAGGGUUGAUUGUUCAUUACAAGCUAAGCAUGCCAGGAUCACCUUCCCGUUCCUUGUCCUUGGAAACCUCUUUUCAUCAUCCAUCGCUUAGUACACCACUAAAAAACCAUCUUAAUAUUCAAAGAAGCGUCAGUAAUACAUUUCAUAGCAGCACCUUGGCUCUCUAUACACCACUCCUUGCCAGCUCUCCAACUUCCCCAACGUCUGAAGAUGUGCCUAUUCUGUGCUUAAAUGAAAAUUCCGAGGGCCUGAGCAUACUGGGUUCUCCACAAAUGGAACAAGACAUGGUGACAAGUGAACAAUUUGGGAUUGUUUUGGUGCAUGGCUUUGGAGGAGGAGUUUUCUCAUGGAGAAAGGUAAUGGGCCCUCUUGCCAGGCAAAUUGGUUGUACAGUAGCUGCUUUUGAUAGACCUGGAUGGGGCUUGACAUCAAGGCCAUGUCAAAAGGACUGGGAGGAAAAUCCAUUAACUAAUCCUUUCAAGAUUGACAAUCAGGCGGACCUGCUUAUUUCCUUUUGCUUGGAAAUGGGAUUCUCCUCAGUCGUGAUUGUUGGACACGAUGAUGGAGGACUUCUUGCACUGAAGGUUGCACAAAAAGUUCAGUUAUCAGAAAUUUCCAUGAAGCUUGAAAUAAAGGGGGUCAUACUACUAAAUGUAAGCCUGUCGAGAGAAUUGGUUCCAGCCUUUGCCAGAAUACUUCUACGCACUUCGCUUGGAAAAAAGCAGUUGGUGCGGCCUCUUCUCCGGACAGAAAUUACCCAAGUGGUGAAUCGACGUGCUUGGUAUGACGAAACCAAGUUAACAACUGAAGUUCUAAGCCUUUACAAGGCCCCAGUUGCACGUAGAAGGUUGGGACGAGGCACUUCAUGAAAUCGGAAAACUAUCAAACGAGACAGUCUUAUCCCCGCAAGACAUGGCAUUGAUGCUGAAAUCUGUUGAAAUUUUGCCGGUUCUAGUUAUAGCUGGUGCUGAAGACGCACUUGUCCCACUAAAAUCUGCUCAAACUAUGGCUUCCAAACUUGUAAAUUCUGUAAGUUCCAUCCUUUUCCAUUUUUACCAUACACGGAUUAAUAUAUUCUGAGAUGAGAAAUAUCUUAUUAUUUAACGUUGCAGAGACUGGUUGCAAUAUCUGGUUGUGGCCACCUUCCGCACGAGGAAUGCCCCAAGGCGCUGCUUGCGGCAAUCUCACCCUUCAUUUCUAGGCUUUUAGUCAGAGUAGAGUCGCAUAGCAGCUAGGUCUUUCAUGUUUUCAUCUUAUUUGAGUGACUUUUUGCUUCAACUAUUCCAUCUUUUUCUUCAA